UUACACACAUUUUCUUUUUCAGGUUUACUACUAUAUCUAUGUAUAUGUGUGUGUGCAGCACAGAGAAAUUAAAUAUAGAAAAAGAAAAACGAUCUCCUAGAUAUCCAGCAGAGAUUCAACAAAUGUACAAGGAUCAAAUGCAGAGAAGAGUACCGAAAUCGACUGGAGAGUGGUCGGAUUGGUCCCCGUGGAGUCCUUGCUCGAGGACCUGCGGUGGAGGUAUAACGCAACAGACCAGGCAUUGCAUCCAUCGACCUGCUGACCUGAGGUUUAUCAGUAAACAAAGAAGACGCCGUCAAAAUAGGCUAAGCGGCUGCGUAGGUCUCUAUAAGAGGAUUCACCUAUGCAACAAUCACGAUUGUCCGUCGGGCCAAGACUUUCGUUUCGAACAAUGCGCCUCAUUCAAUAAUCGACUGUUCAGAGGUGCUCGGUACCGAUGGGAGCCCUAUCACAAAGCUAAAGACGAGUGCGCCUUAAACUGCAGGGCGAUAGGCAUGAACUUUUUCGCCACCCUCAAUAAAACUGUUAUAGAUGGAACAUCUUGUUUGUAUCCCGUCGCUCAUACAGGAAAAGCCGCUCCCAAAGGAACGAAGGGCAUUUGCAUCGAUGGCUAUUGCAAAGCGGUGAAUUCGAGAGGCGUAAUCGGCAGUUUGGACGAACAACAGCAGGAAGAAUGCUCCGCGUGUAUAAAGGGCUCCUGCAGGAGCGUCAACGGGAUAUACACGAGACCGGAUUUACCGGCUGGUUAUUCGGUCGUCGCGCAAAUUCCUGCGGGAGCCUGCAGGAUUCUCGUUCAACAACUCAAACACACCAGAAACUUCAUAGCUUUGAAGAAUACUAAUGGUUCAUUCAUCGUCAACGGAGACUGGAAGAUGAGCAACAGCCGUGUAUUCAAAGGAGCCGGUACGAAAUUCGUGUACAUUCGCCAGGACGAGAAUUCCCUGGAAACUCUCACAUCGCCGGGACCUUUGGCCAACAACGUAGACAUAAUGAUUGUAAAUUACCAGUCGAAUCCCGGCAUUAAAUACGGAUACUCCCUUCCGAUAUCGGAAGCCGCCCCGCCGUUCAUGAAACGCAGCGGCAAAGAUAACGAACCGAUCGCACUCGAAUCGAAACAACCCGACCUACUGCUGAACACUUCCCUCAGCCAGAGAGACGAAGCCCGACCUCCGCCCGUGCCGGGAAUCAGAAGGACCAGGCUGCGAAGGAAGCACUUCCACUGGAAAAUCACCGGACUAACCGCUUGCUCCAAAUCCUGCGGAGGAGGUUUCCAAACGUACGUGAGAACUUGCACGAGAGAAAUAGGCGCGUCGAAGAUCCCCGUGCCGGACCGGCGAUGCGCCCAUCUGCACUCCCCGACGCCGGCGCCCAUUCGAUGCAACGCCGCCCCGUGUCCUCCGAAGCCCUGCGUGGGGACCUCCUGCGAGAAUCCCAGCGACAACGAGCUGCCGCGCUCCCAGUCGUUCGACCAACGCGACGGGCUCGAUUGGCACGCCGGACCUUGGUCUCCUUGCUCGGUUUCUUGCGGUACCGGCCACAGGACCAGAACGGUGACUUGCCCAUCGGGUAAGUGCAAACCGGACGAUCGACCGUCCCACGCGGAGUACUGCGACAUGGAGAGUUGCACGUUGAAACCGCUGGCUUUCCAAACUGGUUCGAGUACCAGCACUAGAGCUUUCUCGCCUUGGUUGACCACCGAAUGGUCGCAGUGCUCGGAAGCCUGCGGAACCGGCAUACAAACGCGUUCUGCUCUAUGCGGAUACAAGGACAAGCAAGCCUGCUCGGUGGAAUCCAAACCGGAACUGUCGAGGGCUUGUUCCAGCGACAAACAUUGCGACGGGCAAUGGUUUACUGGUCCGUGGAGUUCUUGCUCGGACACGUGCGAAGGUACGGCGAAGCAGAAGCGAGAGGUUUUCUGCGUGAUUAAAAUUCGCGGUAUGCCUCACGUUGCUAACGAUAUAACGUGCCCGGGGCAUCUGAAGCCCGCCGAAGAGCAAGCCUGCGAGGGAGUUUGUCCUGCGCGUUGGUUCAUAGGCGAUUGGAGGCAGUGCGAAGGGGCCUGUCCGAACAGCGUCCAAAGGAGAGAGUUGAGAUGCUUGGAUCAGUACGGUAGGGAGAUUGAAGGCGGAUGUCCGGAAGACGAAACGCCGGCUGGAAAAAGGUCUUGUCCUUGCGAGUCCGAUAGCAGAGGAGAGUAUAAACCUGUGCAAGACCAGCCAGUGGAUAGGUACUGCGUGGAUAAAAUACAUAAAUGUAGGGUAGCAGUGCAGGCGAGGCUUUGCCAUUAUCCUUACUAUGUAACCCAUUGUUGUGAAUCUUGCAGAAGGGCAUUAGAGCAGGAGUAA
Messenger RNA from Phyllotreta striolata, 2345 nucleotides. Lineage: Eukaryota; Metazoa; Arthropoda; Insecta; Coleoptera; Chrysomelidae. The record is from the annotation of a GenBank genome assembly.